Messenger RNA from Dreissena polymorpha, 6612 nucleotides. RefSeq lists its product as uncharacterized. The transcript has 2 exons. The coding region runs from base 976 to 2505 and encodes 509 amino acids. NCBI's taxonomy places the organism in Eukaryota, Metazoa, Mollusca, Bivalvia, Myida, Dreissenidae. The record is from RefSeq and is a predicted model, not a curated record.
AAUUUAUAAGACGCAGGAUUUAUAAAUUGAUUUAUAUUUGUAGCGUACUUCCCCUUUUGUUAAGCAUACUGGUGUGAAACCUUUGAUAUCGAAUUUACUUACUGCAGUGUAACCUAUUCUAUUAUACGGAAGUUGCAUCACUCUUCAACAGGAUUCAUCACUGCGCAGAUCACUGUUUCAAAAAAAGCAAUUUUUAUUGCUUUAUUGUGAAUAUUUGGACUUUUGGGUUCCGAGUAAACCGUAUCAUAGCAGAUUUUGCUUUAUCUUUACUCUGUUUAACAGGGGUUUUACACGGUACAGAUAAUUUCGAUAAAUAUAUAAAGAUACAUUUUUUCCUUUGUUGUGUUGACCUACUUUCGUAGUGCCGUAGCGUCACUUCUUAAUUUUUUCACUGAAUAUUUCUGUGAGCGAAUAUUUCAUUUAUUAUGGGUGUUAUUUGCUUUACAGCUGACGAAUAACGUCAAAUAUAUUAUUUUAUUGAUUGGUGCGUUCAUUAAUUUUAAUCAGCAUCCCUUUUAUCUUUGUUUUUAUGUAUAGCGUGGUUGACCUACUUUCAUAGCGUGGGUACGCUAAUUUGAUAAGAUACCAAUAGCAUCUUUUUUGUGACAAGGAUUUGUACAAUGUCUACCUCAGUUUUGUUGCUGGGGCACUCGUUUGUUAAACGUUUUCACUUCUGGUGUGCCUCAAAUCACAAACAUAAUUUAAAUUUAUCCUCCAAUAGGAUACAAAUUUACUGGCAUGGUGUAAGUGGAGGAAUUCUCCUGCCAACUAACAAAUCCAAGUCCUUGUCACAAGCUACAUACCUUGUCUCUGAGCUAAACAUUGAUGUUACUUUUGUAGAAGCUGGAAGUAAUGAUCUGUGUGAUUUGUCCUUGUCUGUUGAAGGCAUAAUGCAAGCUUUGUUUGAUCUUGCAGCCACAAUUCUUAAUUCUGGAAGCAAACUGGUGAUCAUUGCGGAAAUACUGCAAAGACGAAAUGACAACAUGUUUAAUAUGCGUGCUCGCCAGGCAAAUGCUCUCAUUUCAGCACAUUGCAGAACGUCUCGUCAACUUAUUUUCUGGACUCACUCACGGAACAAUUUUAACUUGCGCUUUACAGAACAUUUUGCUGCUGAUGAUGGUGUACAUGUCCAUCCUACCCGGGGCAUGCCACGAUAUUUUAUGUCUGUGCGCAGUGCUUUGCUUUUUGCUGAACGCAGGCUUCCAUUGGCAGAGAAUCAAGCUGAGUCUGUUUAAAAUAUUGCUUUCUCAUUUUAAGUUAUUUUCUCCAUUAUUUGACAUUGUGGUGCAAUAUUUUCAGACAACAUUUUGUGAGCUGUAUCGGGAGUGUUGGGAACAGCAGCGUGGAAGUCUGUUCAAAGGUGUCCAUCAGUCCCUGCUCAGCCUGUUCAGUGUUGGAAGAGUAUUCCAUCUGUACUCUCAGUGGUCGAGUAUCCAAAAUCGAGGCGCAAUGGGAAAAGCUGACCCACGGACAGCGAAAGGUGGCAAACGGAAGGCCAGCAGGGCAGCAUCUCCAGAAGAACCAGCCCCCAAACAGAACAGACUUGCAACGCUGAUAGCUGAGGCCAUAUCCCAAGACAGGGAAGUUCUGGAAGAAAUACAGACUCUUCUGACUGCUCCUACUGAGCCCACGAGGAAGCCGGAUGGAACCUCUUCAGCCAUUUCCAUAUCAGAGACUGAUAACAUCAGUGAGGAGUCGGAUGAUGUAUCCUCAGUCCUGGCGAUGUCUAACUUUGGCGACGGCCCUUCAACUAGUUCAGCCGCCGACAUUAGUUUAGGUGUUUUUUCUGUUGUUCAUCCACCUCUAGACCAAAACACUAUGAAUAAGAUUGUUAAUGGGGAAUACGUUGAUUUUCCAUCACUAAUCUUCAAAGAUCAAAAUCAUGAAACAACAACCAUUCACAAAACUCAAUCUUCUACAAUCACAUCAACGCACAAGGCUAGUCGGAAGCAACUUCACAACAUCCAUCAAUGGAAUGAAGCAUUCCAAAUCUACUCCGACAUAUACACCCAGAAAUACCCAACACAAGCCCCCCAUCUUUUCAGGUACAUGACCAUAAUUCAAAGACUGUCCAACAGCACCCGCGCCUGGUUGACCUACGACGAAAAGUUCCGUCGUCUAAGGGCUGCGUGCCCCUCUAUUCCAUGGGGUACUGUCCACAUAGAAACCUUUCUCUUCUGUACGACACUGGGUCAAAGCCAGCCCUUUCGGACCAGUGCAACACCAUCUUCAGGCUUCCGGUCUUUCUCAAACAGGCCUAACAAGUCUCCCUUCUUCAGGAGAGGCUACUGUUGGGAUUUCCAACAAGUGGGUUCAUGUGAACGGCCCAGAUGCACACAAGCACACCGAUGCGGAGGUUGCGAGGGCCCACACGGUGCCUUCCAAUGCAACCAGCCAUUCCUCAAACCUAAACGUAACAACUUCGCCAGUCCUUUCACUCCCAAACCAUCUUCAUUCGGAAAGCCAACAACGUCCCAGCAGCAGCAGCAACAGCAGCAAAAGUAAAGCACCAUUUCCACUUCCAACACCUAUCAUCCUUGAUAAACUUCAUCCACUAUUGAUAGGGUAUGACCCUAGCCUUUCAUUGUUCUUAACCAGGGGUUUCAGUCAGGGGUUUUCUCUUGGAUGUGAGGGCACACUGUCGUCCCGAUUACCCAAAAAUCAUUCUUCAGUAUCUGUCCACAAAGACUUUGUCAAGAACAAGCUUCAAAAUGAACUUCAUUUAGGUCGUAUUAAAGGCCCUUAUAUACAUCCACCAUUUGAUAAUUUCAUCUGCAGUCCUUUGGGUGUGGUACCAAAAAGAGAACCAAAUAGUUUCCGGCUCAUACAUGACCUUUCAUUUUCUCCAUCACAUUCAGGAUCUGUAAACUCUCUCAUCACCAAGAAUUAUUCAGCUGUUACGUUGGAAACUUUUGACCAUGUUGCUGCUCUUGUCCUACAGUGUGGUAAAAAUUCUCUGGUUGCUAAGGCUGACAUACAAGACGCUUUCCGUAUAAUCCCUAUUUGUCCUCUAGAUUACCAUAACUUAGGAUUUUUCUUCAAUGGUGGUUACUAUUUCGAUACAGUCUUGCCAAUGGGUGCGUCUUCUUCAGUUUCCAUCUUCGAAGCCUUUUCUUCUUCCUUGCAGUGGAUCUUACAAAACAAGUUUGGUGUACAAUAUGUAUCCCAUAUUGUUGAUGAUUUUAUUUUUGUGGGUCCUGGCAAUUCUUCUAUUUGUGCUCAAAGCCUGCACACAUUUUUCGAACUUGCUCGAGAAAUAGGGCUUCCUAUCAAACUAUCCAAAACAGUAAAUCCUACAACAAAAGCGGAGGUACACGGCAUACUGAUAGACACUACCACAUUAACGGCUAGUCUUCCACCAGCCAAGGUACAGACUCUCCGCAAUCUCCUCUUUUCGUUCAAACGCCGCAAGAAAACAACUCUAAGAGACUUACAAUCUCUACUGGGGCAUUUGAAUUUUGCUUGCAAAGUCAUCAAACCUGGUCGUUGUUUUUUGCGACGCCUCUAUGAUUUGACUAUUGGUAUUUCUAAACCAACUCAUCAUAUCAGAUUGUCAAACGAAGCUCGCUCUGACUUGUGUCUGUGGUACCAGUUCUUAGAGCAGUACAACGGAUGUACGUUGCUUACCGGAGAUAGAUUUGUCUCCUCCACAACUUUAAAGUUAUUCUCAGAUGCAGCAGGUUCUCAAGGCUUUGCAUGUACACAUGGUACAUCUUGGACCUAUGGAUUGUUUCCCCCCUAUGCUAAAAAACACCACAUAAACAUUCUAGAACUGUACCCUAUAGCUAUGGCAGUUAACAUGUUUGGACAUUUAUGGUCGAACAAAAACAUUCUCUUCAUAACCGACAACAUGGCUGUGAUGUUUUGCCUUAAUAAACAGACCUCGAAAGAUAAGAUUAUGAUGAAACUUGUUCGCUCUAUCGUACUCCAAGCUCUACGAUACAAUUUCUGUUUCCGUUCGAAACACAUAACCACUAAAAAUAACACAAUUUGUGAUCUCCUUUCUCGCCUUCAGAUCCAGGAAGCACUCACAAGGGCUCCACACUUGGACAGAAUCCCUCUUCCGAUUCCACUUGCCAUGAGUCCCUCCAAAUUGCUGCGGUGAAGGAUUAUCUACUACAAAUGUCUCUUGCAAGCUCAACCAGGCGUGCUUAUGACCGGUUCUGGUCCAGGUUCAAAGAUUUUACCUCCAGUAACAAUAUGGGCAGUUUUCUACCUGCCUCUCAUGAGACGGUAGCCUCUUUUGUCGCUCAUUUACAUAUGCGGGGUUACGCGCCUUCAACAUUAAGCAGUCACCUGUCUGCAAUUUCAUACCACCACCAAGUUCAUAAUUUUCCAGACCCUUGUGAUACUUACUUAGUAAGACGAUUAGUGCUCGGUGCGCACAAGUCCAACACCAAACCUGACUGCAGAAAGCCUUUACUACUAGAAGAUGUAUCUCGUCUAAUACUAACUACAACCUUACUUUUCUCCCAAAAUCCCUACAUGCAACUCUUGUGCCAGGCACUCAUCCUGGUAACAUUUCACGGUUUCUUUCGAAUGGGAGAGUUGCUCUCUAAAAAACGAGAGAUGGGGCAUCAUGUGGUUCAGUUUUCACAUGUCAUUGUUAGAAGCAAGUCAGUGCUCAUACGUUUACACAGGCAUAAGACAAACAAAACCAGCAAGCCAGUAACUAUUGUCCUGAAAGCAUCACCAAUACAUUGUCCUGUCCGCACCUUGAGGAAAUUUUUGGAAGUCAGGGGAAACCACCCGGGACCAUUAUUCACAUUGUCAAACAAUUUUCCCCUCACACUGGGUUCUUUUAGACCUACGUUUAACAAAAUUCUUACUUACUCCAAAUUCGAUCCCAAACAUUACACAUUUCACAGUUUAAGAAUUGGAGCUUGCACGCAAGCGGUCCUCUCUGGCAAAUCUGAACAAGAUAUCAUGCUUAUGGGCAGAUGGAAAUCCAAAGCUUUCAGAAGAUAUAUCCGUCUACCUCAGGUCACCUCAUAACUCACAGGGUCACCAAUCAAACGCAGUCUUAACCCCUCCAUUUGAGUUUAGUACUGAAGGUAUUGGUCGUGUACCUUCUAGUUCUCUUUUAUGUAGUUGGGGCAAUGGGUAAAAGAAUGCAUUUUAUUGUUAAUGUGUUAACUGCAUACAUAAGAUUGUAUUGCCUUUUAUAACACAUUUCAAUGUUAACCAAAGCAGCCAAGAUGUAAAUACGUGUAUAUAAAAAUUUCAAUGUUAACCAAAGCAGCCAAGAUGUAAAUACGUGUAUAUAAAAUUAUGUUGUGUUUAUCCAGUUACUGGGUGUCAAUUUACUUGCUAUCAUGUUGUAUACUUUUUCAUGUACAUUUUACUGUCAACAUUUUAUUGCUAUUUGUUUCUGUAGAUGUUUGCUUGUUCUAUUAGAACAGCUUUUCAAGGGAUUAUUUUCCCUAAUUAAACAUUGACCAUACCAAAGUUAUUACAUUCAACUGUAUAUCUUCUUCCACAUGCAUAUACCAUUUUAGAUAUUGGCUCAUUACUAUGUCGUACUAAAACUUAUUUUAUUCUCACUAUUUUUAACUUUCUUACAUACUGCCAUUGUGAACCUGUGAUAUUCCAUGACACCAUGUAUGGGUUUGUUCAUUUUUAUACUAUUUUACUUACAAUUAGUCAUUUUAAAGUGCAUUAUCUUUGUGUUCCGUGAUUUAUUACUAGUCAACACCUUUUUACUUGCUUAUGAUUUUAUUUUUGUGUAUUUGUCUGCCUUAGCCUUUAUAGCUAGGGAAACCUGUAAGUGUAUGAGUGUAUCUCUACACCACACGUAUCUAUUUUUUUGUUGUUUGUUAUGAAUUCCUUUUUAAUAGUUCUCUCUUUUUCCAUGCGCUCUCCAUUUCCUCGGUUGGACUGGUUUGUGGACUUUGUUGUUCGUCCAACUUUAUGGGACUAUGUUGCAUAUAUUUACUGAUUUCUUUUCACUUAUUUGCUUACGCUUUCAACAAUUAAUAAAUGUCGGUUGGAGCUUCUGCACCAGCCCUUUUCAAUCCAUUUAUUGUUGUCUAGUUUUUCUGUCCCACAAAUGAACUAGGAAUUUGGAGAGCAAAAAAUAUAAAAUUAUAAUUUAUAAGACGCAGGAUUUAUAAAUUGAUUUAUAUUUGUAGCGUACUUCCCCUUUUGUUAAGCAUACUGGUGUGAAACCUUUGAUAUCGAAUUUACUUACUGCAGUGUAACCUAUUCUAUUAUACGGAAGUUGCAUCACUCUUCAACAGGAUUCAUCACUGCGCAGAUCACUGUUUCAAAAAAAGCAAUUUUUACCACCAUCCCUCCCCCUCCUCCAUCGUCGUUAUGCUUUUUGUUGUGGUUUAUUUACAUAGUGUCUUUCCUGUUUUACCUCAAUUUUGUUGUUGUUUUGAACGUUUCAUGUAUGUAAUGCAAUGCUUUAUUCUUGCAUAAUAUUUUGUAUGCCAUGCCAUAUUUCUUGCUUGCAUAAUAUGAUAUCUCACAACUUGGACUUUGUUGUUCGUCCAACUUUAUGGGACUAUGUUGCAUAUAUUUACUGAUUUCUUUUCACUUAUUUGCUUACGCUUUCAACAAUUAAUAAAUGUCGGUUGGAGCUUCUGCACCAGCCCUUUUCAAUCCAUU